Messenger RNA from Thunnus maccoyii (southern bluefin tuna), 4454 nucleotides. Its product is annotated as anoctamin-4-like. Gene Ontology annotation, cellular component: plasma membrane. Gene Ontology annotation, molecular function: protein dimerization activity; chloride channel activity. Bases 419 to 3859 code for a protein of 1146 amino acids. The record is from RefSeq and is a predicted model, not a curated record. NCBI's taxonomy places the organism in Eukaryota, Metazoa, Chordata, Actinopteri, Scombriformes, Scombridae. The transcript has 29 exons. Gene Ontology annotation, biological process: chloride transmembrane transport.
AUCUGUCCCCAUUGUCUUUUAUGCUGAGCGUCCGGAGACUUCAAACUACUUUUUGUUAUUGUGUCAAUGUAAUAAUCCCUUCAUGGCAUACAGUCUCUGCUGGACUAAAUAGAGGCCUAGUUUUAUGACUUCUCUAUCUUGGUACCACUAAUAUUCAUUCCCAAAGGAACUUGACACUGCGACCUCACCACGUGAAGCAGCCACGUCUGCAGUCGCGCGUAAAGACCGCGACGUCAACCGCGACACGAGCCGAAAUGGGUGAUGGCGGAGGUGAGCUCGUGCAGGGGGUCAGGUUUGAAUAAACAGCAUUCGAAUUAAGUGUGCAGUGGGUAGAUUUAAGGAUGGUUUAGGUACAGGAGAAGUCGUUUCCUUCACACGCCGAAGCCAUGCGUAAUGGGCGUGACCGCCUGUGGGGAGGAUGCUGCAGCAUGAGGCAGGAUCACACAUGCGACUGAUCCAUCAGAUCAACACAGGUAUGAAGAUCCAGGCCGGGAGCGAGCACAUGGGCUGCAGUAAGGUCGGAGAAAAUCACGAAAACCAGGUCAUUGGUUUGCAAUGUCAGGACGAGGUGGUGCGGGUUUGUCCGGGAAGUCCGUGCAGUCCUCGCCGCGCCAUCGCGGCGCGCCUCUCCUCCGGAUCCGCAGACCAUGAGCCCAGCAGUGGCAGCAACAAUGUCUCUACUGGAACUUUCUACAGCUGUGUCAGUCAAAUCACUAUCGCAGGGUUUGACCUCGGGGGUCAAGUGGCCAUCGGGUUCUCCCACUGGAACAGCCCUUUCCCAGCGAGUGGCCAGAAUCUACCAAGUCCAGACUGCGUUCACUCUGAGUCCUCCGCCGUCCCACCCACCAGUGAGCAUCUUGAGCCUGUGUCCUGCCCGGCAUCGCUAUCAAUCACCCCACUGCCCACCUGCAGUGCCAGCCAGGAGACAAUCCGCGACAGCAGCACUAGUGUGAGUUUAUUUCUACAUGGGUCUGAACCCCAGCAGCAGAGCCUCCACAGACACAGAGUCUCGCUGCAUCCUUCAGCCACUGGCUACCAGGCAGCGGACAGACCUCUCGCCUUCCCCUCUUGUGGGAAGGCAGACAUCAUGGAGGAAUCCUCGGCUGAAGCCCCGGACUCCAGCACUCAAGACGAUGUGCCUCCCCUCGCUGUGAAGGAUGUUAAUGUCCUGCUUGAGAGAGAAAGGUCAGAGGGCACCAGCACCCCAUCCAGAGAUGAUGACUCCACCCUGCUGAACCCGGUCACCCACAGCAGCAUCCUUGAUGACAACACAAAGUCUGAUUCUGGCCUCCCAGAGGGGAGGAGUAAGUCCAGCGGCCUUUGUUUCAGCGAUGGAAAGAGCCUCAUCGACUACAUCCUGGUUUACAGGAAGUCCAGUUCGCAAUCAGAGAAGAGGGAGGUAUUUGAGCGGAACAUCCGAGCAGAGGGCUUACAGAUGGAAAAGGAGGCCUCCUUAACCAACAGCGACGUGAUCUUCCUGAAGCUUCAUGCACCAUGGGAUGUUCUCUGCCAUUAUGCAGAGCUCAUGAACAUUCGCAUGCCUUUUAGGAGGAAAAUCUUUUACAUGCACCGACGGCACAAGUUCAUGAGCAGGAUGGAGAAGCGCAUCAACAAAUUCCGUGGCUGGCUUCCCCGUAAGCCCAUGAAAUUUCACAACAACACUCUGCCUGACCUGGAGGAGAACGAGAGCUUUACCGCCCCUUUCAGUCGAUCAAGGAUACAUCAUUUCAUCAUCCACAACAAAGACACAUUUUUCAACAACGCCACCAGAAGUCGCAUCGUCCACCACAUCCUCCAACGGGUCAAAUAUGAGGAGGGGAAAAAUAAAAUGGGGGUUAAUCGUCUUUUGAGCAAUAAUUCAUAUGAAGCAGCUUUCCCUCUUCAUGAGGGGAGCUAUCAUAGCAAAAACUCCAUCAGAACACAUGGAGCAGAGAACCAUCGGCACCUGCUAUACGAGUGCUGGGCCUGGUGGGGGGUUUGGUACAAGUACCAGCCACUGGACCUCAUCAGGAGGUAUUUUGGGGAGAAGAUCGGUCUGUACUUCGCCUGGCUUGGCUGGUACACAGGGAUGCUAUUUCCUGCAGCUCUGGUCGGCCUCCUGGUAUUCCUGUACGGCAUCUUCACUCUGGAGCAGUGCCAGGUCAGUAAAGAAAUCUGCCAGGCCACUGACAUCAUCAUGUGCCCCAUCUGUGACCAGUACUGCCCCUACUUGAAACUGUCAGACAGCUGCAUCUACGCCAAGGUCACUCAUCUCUUUGACAAUGGGGCGACUGUUUUCUUUGCUGUGUUCAUGGCUGUUUGGGCUACAGUCUUCCUGGAGUUCUGGAAAAGGCGCAGAGCCGUCCUCGCCUACGACUGGGACCUCAUUGACUGGGAGGAAGAAGAGGAUGAAAUACGCCCCCAGUUUGAGGCCAAAUAUUCAAAGAAAGAGAGGAUGAAUCCCAUAUCAGGAAAGCCUGAGCCAUACCAGGCCUUCACUGACAAAUACAGUCGCCUCAUCGUCUCAGCAUCUGGGAUAUUCUUCAUGAUAUUGGUGGUGAUCGCCGCUGUGUUUGGCAUUGUCAUUUACCGUGUGAUCACCGUCAGCACCUUUGCCGCCUUUGGCUGGGCUCUCAUCAGGAACAACUCUCAGGUGGCAACUACGGGCACGGCAGUCUGUAUCAACUUCUGCGUGAUCAUGCUCCUCAACGUGCUCUAUGAAAAAGUUGCUCUCUUGCUCACCAAUUUAGAGCAGCCAAGGACAGAGUUGGAGUGGGAGAACAGCUUCACCUUCAAGAUGUUCCUUUUUCAGUUUGUCAACCUCAACAGUUCAACUUUCUACAUCGCCUUUUUUUUGGGGAGAUUUACAGGCCGGCCUGGUGCAUAUCUACGCCUCAUCAACCGCUGGAAACUGGAAGAAUGCCACCCCAGUGGCUGUCUCAUUGACCUCUGCAUGCAGAUGGGGAUCAUCAUGGUGCUAAAACAGACCUGGAACAACUUCAUGGAGCUUGGCUACCCACUGAUCCAGAACUGGUGGACACGGCGGCGGCUGAGGAGAGAGCACGGACAGAAAGCUAAAGCUAGCUUCCCACAGUGGGAGAGGGAUUACAACCUACAGCCAAUGAAUGCCUACGGACUCUUUGAUGAAUACUUGGAAAUGAUUUUACAGUUUGGCUUCACCACCAUCUUUGUGGCAGCCUUCCCUCUGGCCCCUCUCUUAGCGCUGCUCAACAACAUCAUUGAGAUCCGUUUAGACGCCUACAAGUUUGUCACACAGUGGCGCCGACCUCUGCCCUCACAAGCCAAAGACAUAGGGAUCUGGUAUGGCAUUCUGGAGGGGAUCGGCAUCUUGUCCGUCAUCACCAACGCCUUUGUCAUCGCUGUUACCUCAGACUUCAUCCCUCGCCUUGUUUACGCCUACAAGUAUGGGCCUUGUGCUGGUCAGGGUCGAGCAGGGGAGGGGUGUAUGAUGGGUUAUGUCAAUGCCAGUCUCUCAGUUUUUCGCGUGUCUGACUUUGAGAAGACAUCACAGCCGAAGACAAAUGGCUCUGAGCUGUUUGGAGAAGAUGUGAAGUAUUGCAGAUAUCGUGACUACAGGGAGCCUCCAGACUCUGCUGAGCCGUACUCAUACACUCUGCAGUUCUGGCAUGUCCUGGCAGCCCGGCUGGCAUUCAUCAUUGUUUUUGAGCACAUGGUCUUUGCCAUCAAGACUCUGAUCGCGUACCUGAUCCCCGACCUUCCCAAGGACCUACGGGACCGAAUGCGCAGAGAGAAAUACCUGAUCCAGGAGAUGAUGUAUGAGGCCGAGCUGGAGAGACUGCAGAAGGAGAAAAACGAGAAGAAGAAGAAAGAUGGGGCCCAUCACAAGGAAUGGCCCUGAACGCACCGACUGGUUGUCAGCUGGUGUUUGCUUUUCAGUGCCCAGUAGAGGGGGCAGAGGAGCGCUGGGUUUCCUGCAUGAUACUGGACCCUCAUACCUUCCGCCUGCCAUGUCAGACCAGCACCUCCUAGUGGACAGUUGAUGAACUGCAUCCAGCAGGGUCACACGGUGACCAUGGAGCCCUGGUGUCUGCACACAUAACAGAGGUCCUCUUGAACAUUUGGCUGCAGGUUUUGCUACCUUUUAUUUUCUCCAGAUAGUUUCUACCACACUGGACUCUCAGCAGCGUAUGUCUUCAGAUACUGAAUGUAGCUUCAAGCAAGACUAAACUUUUACAGAUUUUAGAUGAGAGGAAAUAACUCUCCCGAGCUUACUGAAUGACACACCCUGUUUACAUUUCUCCUUAUUUUAGGAGUUCACAUUUUGCUUGUAAAUAAAGAUAUUUAAAUGAAUGUCAGGCUAUCUGCUCUGCUAUAGUGUAGUGCAUUAAAAAGGUACACUGUGGUAGUGUCCACAGUUUGCUUAAAUUGGAAAUGCUUUCCAUUUGAAUUUAGAUUGAUAACUGCAGUAAUAAACAUUAUUUAUUGUAAAGAGA